Molecule: messenger RNA, 591 nt
Organism: Dioscorea cayenensis subsp. rotundata (Guinea yam)
Lineage: Eukaryota; Viridiplantae; Streptophyta; Magnoliopsida; Dioscoreales; Dioscoreaceae
Product: thioredoxin H1
Exons: 3
Coding region: 77-421 (114 amino acids)
Source: RefSeq, a predicted model, not a curated record
CCCUUCGAUGAGAAUAUCGAUAACUUCGAGAGAAAGAAAAAAGAGAGCUUUUUGAUAACCUCGAGAGGAAACAACAAUGGCGGAAGAAGGAGCCGUGAUCGCUUGCCACACCGAGGCUGACUGGAGGCAGCAGCUCCAGCUCGCCAACGAGUCCAACAAGCUGGCUGUGAUCGAUUUCACUGCUUCAUGGUGUGGACCUUGCCGUGUUAUCGCUCCAUUCUUUGUUGAGCUGGCCAAGAGGUUCACUGAUGUUAUCUUCCUUAAGGUUGACAUUGAUGAACUGAAGGUCGUCGCUCAAGAAUGGGCGAUCGAAGCAAUGCCGACCUUCAUCUUCCUCAAGAAAGGUACUAUCUUGGACAAGAUGGUCGGUGCUCGCAAGGAUGACCUUCCAAAGAAGAUACAGGAGUACAUGGCCAAGUGAUUUGUAGUACUUAUGUGCCUAAGACUUUCUGAGUGUGUUUACAUACCUUAAUAAGCACUUCAACAAUCUAUCUUGUUAUUAUGCUCUAUAUGUUCAGAUAUCCUGAAUUUGUUGCUUGUGCACUUUGAUUAGUAUUUUUAUUAAGGUAAUAAUUCCUUGUGAAGUUCCAA